Molecule: messenger RNA, 2160 nt
Organism: Anthostomella pinea
Lineage: Eukaryota; Fungi; Ascomycota; Sordariomycetes; Xylariales; Xylariaceae
Source: the annotation of a GenBank genome assembly
AUGGCACCGCAGAAGCGCAAGAGACCGCACGAUCAUGUCGCGGCCACCGAACCGACGACCGCACCCCCGCCCGCACGCCGCGCGACGAGACAGCACCCCUCAUCCUCAGAUGCGCCGCCUCCCUCGGGCACAGGUCUCGCGCCGAAACACGGGCUGAGAAGUGGGAGGUUACGCGCCAAAACGGUUGAGAAGACUGGUGAUGUGAUUGAGGCGCCUGCGGAGCUAGAAGCGGUGCGUGGUGUCGCGCCGAGGUCUAUUAAUGUCGCCAAUCCACCGCUACCGCGACAGACGAGGACUACGAGGGAGAAGUACAAGGACAAAGGAGCUGUUAAGGAGGACUCGAACAUCGUUGUCCGACCACCGACCUCGCCGUCGCCGCCGCGGGAUAUACGUAUACACACGACUGCGUCUUCCCCAAAACAUCCCGUUGAGGGCGUUCGCAACUUGACGCUGGAAGCGCAACCUCGAGCUCGGACGCACCACGCGCUACAGUCUUCACCACUGCAAGGGAAUUUGCGCUUGUCUGGCCCUUCUCAGCGGUUACCGCAUGCUUCGAGGACGAUACAUGCGGAGAGCCUUGCCCAGACAGCCCCAAUACGAGCGGUGUCGAAGACGAAGACACAAACCCAGACACCCAAGACACCCCGUCGCCCCUCCCCGGGCCCCAAGCCCCUGCCUCCUCCCACGCCGUGGUCCGAUCGCAACAUCGAUAAGGUCGUGUUGGGCGAUAUCUGCUUCCGCGCGUGGUAUCCUUCGUAUUAUGGGAAGGAGGUGCUAGGCGACCUGUCAGGGAAUGCGACAACAGCUUCGGGCGCGGGUUCGAAAGAAAACAGUGGUGUUGGGCACCAUGGUAUGACGAAAAUAGGCGGUGGGAAGACCUCGGGCGUGCCCAUGUUGGACCGCUUGUAUGUGUGUCCGUGUUGCUUCAAGUACUCGAAGGAGCUGGUGUCGUGGUGGGAACAUGUACGAUGCUGCGAGAGGACGUUUGAGAUGCCGGGACGGAAGGUGUAUACGCAUCCCCGUGGGCUGAGGGGCGUGAAAGUGCCCGGGGCUUCUGGUGGAGACGGGAGAAGCAAGGGAAAGAGGAGAGGCGAUGGUGGUGCGCAUGGAUCCGAGCCGGUCGUGAGUGAUCACGGCGAAUGGAGUGUCUGGGAGGUCGAUGGGGAGAAGGAUAUGUUAUUCUGCCAGAACCUCUCGCUGUUCGCCAAGUUGUUUCUGGACAACAAGUCCGUCUUCUUCGACGUUACGGGAUUCAACUACUUCCUACUCGUCUACACGCCUCCCGAUCUACCCACCGAACCGGAAACGCAUACACCGCAUAAUUCGCCGCCUGACCUCACCCAGCAGCGGCAAGACAGACCAGAUACUUCCACACAGACCUCCACCUCCACAGCAUCAUCCCCUGUACGCAGACUACGCGUCGUCGGCUUCUUCUCCAAGGAGAAGAUGUCCUGGGACAACAACAACCUCGCCUGCAUUCUCGUGUUCCCACCCUGGCAGCGCAAGGGCCUCGGCGCCUUGCUGAUGGGGGUGUCCUACGCCAUCUCGCGCCGUGAGGGCAUCCUCGGCGGGCCCGAGAAGCCCAUCUCAGAGCUUGGUAGGAAGGGUUACAGGCGCUUCUGGGCCGGCGAGAUCGCCCGCUGGCUGCUGGGUCUGAAUCUGGAUUUCUUGUGUACGGUGAGGGCUGUGGGUGCUGGAGUAGGGGGUGGGAUGGGAAAGGAAAAAGGAGGGAGGAAGGAUCAGCAUGUCGCUCUCGUCGACGUCGACCGCUGCUCCCGCGAUACCUGGAUCGCGCCUGAUGACUGCCUCUCUGUGCUCCGCGAGAUGGGCGUCGUGGAGGAGGUCCCUCCGGAACUGAAGGGAGUCGAAGUGGUGCAGAUAUUGAAAAAAGCGCGUACGGAGGACGAUGACGAUGAUGAUACCCCGAUGAUGAACGAUGACGCCGAGAGCAGCAAGGACGACAAGGAGAAGGCGGCAGAAAAGGAAAAAGAAGGGAAAUCGCAGGAGGCGACUACGACUACGAGGGUCCGCGUCGACAAAGCCGCUGUGCGUGGCUGGGUCCAUGCGAAUGGCAUCGAGCUUAGCCGCACUUGCGACCCGGACGGGUUUGUGGAGGGGUAUGCUGUGAGGGCGGUCGAGGGGGUUGAGGAUGAUGGGUGA